Molecule: messenger RNA, 1223 nt
Organism: Periophthalmus magnuspinnatus
Lineage: Eukaryota; Metazoa; Chordata; Actinopteri; Gobiiformes; Gobiidae
Gene: adap2
Product: ArfGAP with dual PH domains 2
Exons: 10
Coding region: 69-1223 (384 amino acids)
Biological process (GO): positive regulation of GTPase activity
Cellular component (GO): plasma membrane; intracellular membrane-bounded organelle
Molecular function (GO): phosphatidylinositol bisphosphate binding; GTPase activator activity
Source: RefSeq, a predicted model, not a curated record
UCGUAGUUACAACUCUGCCAUGUUCGUUUGUUUAUAUUGACAGUUUGGAGCUCAGCAUUGUUUGCAAAAUGGCUGGUCAUGAAAAAAAUAGGAACAUUUUACUGGAACUGGUGAAGCAGCCGGACAACAGUGUGUGCGCGGACUGCGGUGCGCCGGAUCCAGACUGGGCAUCCUAUAAACUGGGGGUGUUUUUGUGUCUCAACUGCUCUGGCAUCCAUCGCAAUCUCUCAAGCAAGGUCAAGUCCAUUAAACUGGACUUUUGGGAUGACGGUCUUGUGGAGUUUAUGAGAUCUAAUGGUAAUGCAAAAGCAUGUGAGGUGUAUGAGAAGGCAGUUCCAUGUUAUUACUAUCGCCCCCAGAGAUACGACUGCACUGUUCUUAGAGAGCAGUGGAUUCGUGCUAAAUAUGAACGGCUGGAGUUCACUGGAGAAACCAAAUACCCACCACCUUCUUACACCACAGGUUUUUAUAAAGGGCUGCUGUGGAAGAAGGAAAAGGAGGGUUCACAGUUUAACCAGAGGAAAUUUGUGUUGUCUGAAAAGGAAUUUACUUUGACAUACUACAGCAAAGAGAAUGAGUUCAAACGGCCCAAGGCUGUAAUCCCCAUAAAAGACCUUAAUGCGGUGUUCCAGCCUAAAAAGAUUGGACAUUCACACGGGCUGCAACUCACAUACCAGAACGAAAACCACACAAGAAAUCUGUUUGUGUACCAUGAGAAGUCAGAGGAAAUUGGAACAUGGUUCAACUGCAUUCGAGCUGCCCGCUAUGCAUAUCUGAAGACAGCAUACCCUACUGGAAGAGAUGAAGAGCUAAUACCAAUGAUCACCAGGAACUACCUCAAAGAAGGAUUUAUGGAAAAAACAGGACCACUGCAAAAGGAGACAUUUAAAAAAAGAUGGUUUGUUUUGGACUCUCAUAAUAGGAAGUUAUUAUAUUACAAAAGCCCACUGGACGCUACGGAGCUGGGGGCCAUUUUCAUUGGCCCAGAGUCAAAUAACUACUCUGUGAAAGAAUGUGUGCCGAAAUUUUCCAUAGGAAACAAGUGGAAAUGUGGUGUGAUGGUGGACACGCUAGAACGACAGUAUGUUUUUAUGUGUGAAGAGGAGAAGGAACAGAAGGAGUGGCUGUCUGCUUUACGACAAGUGCUUCUUCGGCCCAUGGCACCCCAGGACUAUGCUAGUAAGCACAAACUGCAUAUGACACUGUGGCUCUAUUUGAUUUGA